CAAAUGAGGCUGAUACUGAAGUUACAGUUUGUUUUCUUCCAUAACAUCAUAUAUGCGCAUAUAAUUCCUCCAUUGAUUUCUUCCUUAACAGCAUAUGUGCAUUUAAUUCCUCCAUCUCUGGUAAUUUAAUUUAUGACUGCUUUGAUCCUGUUUAUUUUGGCAUGACAGUUAUGCAUUGCUGUUCCUUGCCACAUAUUUAAGUUUUGGGCAUUUAUUGGAAUCAUGUUUCAGGUAAGAGCUUUCAAAUUUCAGCUAUUACUAAGUCAGUGGACUCUUCGCCUAGAUGUGACCUAUAUUUUUCUCAUAGGAUGAAGAUCAAUGAUUAUAGUAAUUAUUUAACAUUUUUAUUUGUCAUGAUGUAGCAAGAACUAAUUGGUGAAAAUGAUAUUUGCUAAAUCUUUUCUUUUUUUACUUUCUUCCUUCUUCAAUUUUUGAAUCAGGUUCCUUUGGUCUUGAUCACAAAUUUCCUGCAAAACAAGUUCAGAAACUCAAUGGUGGGGAACAUGAUCUUCUGGUUCUUUUUCUGCAUCCUUGGCCAACCAACGUGCGUGCUUCUAUACUACCAUGAUUUAAUGAAUCGCAAAGGGAAAACCCAGUAACCUCCUUCCCGUGUAACUAUAGCGCAGAUUAGUUGGUACCUGCUUUGUCAAUUGCCACAGUUGCUGUUUGUGUUUAUUCUCUUACAAGCUAACUCAGUAACUCUUCUGGCAUCUCAUUGCUUCUGGUUGUAUUUUGUUUCCAUGUAUGAUGCCGCCUUCUGCUGAGAUAUUGCGGUCCAUUACCGAUAUGUGUUCAACUGCGAGGCAGACUCUGGUAAAUGCACAAGCAAUCUUUGUGAUUACCAAGUCACUAGCAGUGCCACAAUGAUAGUACCUGUUUUCUUUUUCUGUUAGUUUAUAAAUGAAAAUUUGUAUA
Messenger RNA from Rubroshorea leprosula, 915 nucleotides. Lineage: Eukaryota; Viridiplantae; Streptophyta; Magnoliopsida; Malvales; Dipterocarpaceae. The record is from the annotation of a GenBank genome assembly.